AUGCCUAAGGCUGCUGCCGGUAAGCGUGGUACUAAGGUGACCAAGCGCGCCAAGAAGGACCCCAACGCCCCCAAGCGUGGUCUCUCCGCCUACAUGUUCUUCGCCAACGAGCAGCGUGAGAACGUCCGUGAGGAGAACCCUGGUAUCUCUUUCGGCCAGGUCGGCAAGCUCCUCGGUGAGCGAUGGAAGGCUCUCAACGAGAAGCAGCGUGCCCCUUAUGAGGCCAAGGCUGCUGCCGACAAGAAGCGAUACGAGGAUGAGAAGCAGGCUUACAACGCCGACCAGGAGGAGGAAGAGUCUUCCUAG
Fusarium coffeatum is the source of this 306-nucleotide messenger RNA. RefSeq lists its product as uncharacterized. NCBI's taxonomy places the organism in Eukaryota, Fungi, Ascomycota, Sordariomycetes, Hypocreales, Nectriaceae. Bases 1 to 306 code for a protein of 101 amino acids. The record is from RefSeq and is a predicted model, not a curated record. The transcript has 3 exons.